CUUGGUAUCGAAGUAACGAGGGUUCAUCAACUACCCGUCGUCUCUCGUUCCGGAUAAUCUCGACGUGGAAGCCGCGUGGAAAACGCCCCUCUCGAAGAGUCCCAGAUACCGCCACGAGGCCGACGCUUCCGCAACCAAUCGGGAGUCUCCUCGCCGGCGGCCAUGGAUCCCACCGCCAAUCCCAAGAAGCAAUCGGAAGGCGAGCACUCGGCGGAUUACGCUCCCUACCCCACGCUCAACCCGGAGGACGUCUCGCCCCCUCCGCCGCCCUCCGCCCCCCACGCCACCACCAUGCCGGCCGAGUUCAACCCCUACGUCACCCCCGCCCCCGUUGCCUCGUCCUCCAAAAAUACGAUAGACACCGUUCGUGAUGUGCUCGGGAAGUGGGGGAAGAAGGUAGGGGAAGCGGCAAAGAAGACCGAGGAUUUGGCGGGGAAUGUUUGGCAGCACUUGAAAACAGGACCUAGUGUCACAGAAGCAGCAAUGGGGAGGAUUGCUCAAACGACUAAGGUCAUAGCAGAAGGUGGUUAUGACAAAAUAUUCCAACAGACUUUCGAGUCACUUCCUGAAGAGAAACUUAAAAGGUCAUUUGCAUGCUAUCUAUCAACAUCUGCUGGGCCUGUUAUGGGAGUUUUAUACCUCUCUACUGCUAAACUUGCAUUUUGUAGUGACAAUCCUCUGUCAUACAAAGUUGGGGACCAAACUGAAUGGAGCUAUUACAAGGUGGUAAUUCCACUGCAUCAGCUAAGGUCAGUUAAUCCUUCAGCAAGCAGAGUAAAUCCAGCAGAAAAAUAUAUUCAGGUUGUGUCUGUUGACAACCAUGAGUUCUGGUUCAUGGGUUUUGUGAACUAUGACAGUGCUGUAAAAAAUUUACAGGAGGCUGUGCAUGGUGCUCCCAACUUGCAACCCUAGUGAUGUUGAUGGAUUUGGAUUUGCAGUUCCCAUUGAGUCUCUGUGCAUCAUAUACCUUAGUAUGCUAGAAACAUAUCGUGUGAUUGAUUUAGCUGGAUGAUUCUUCGUGUGUGUCCAUGUUUUGAUAGCUAAGAGAUAUUCACUGUGCCAUAUUUUGUGAAAAAUAAACUAGUUUCAAUGUUUGAUCAUCAUGCUUGUUAAUAAGAUUAUAGUAUUUGAAGGACAUAAUUCUUUUUUUCCUGUA
This is a messenger RNA of Elaeis guineensis (African oil palm), 1156 nucleotides long. RefSeq names its product GEM-like protein 1. Lineage: Eukaryota; Viridiplantae; Streptophyta; Magnoliopsida; Arecales; Arecaceae. The record is from RefSeq and is a predicted model, not a curated record.